CUAAACGUUGAGCAAAGUGCCUACGCCAUUUUUCACUCAAACUGCUUCCUUUCUUCAACCUUUCUUUAUUUUUAAAAAAGGGUGCCGAGUGAUCAUCCACAGGUAUUCCAAUUCUACAUUUAGUCGUCAUGGCUAAUGAGAUGAGCUUUGAAUAUGGAGAGUUGGAGGAUUGGCGAGGGGAAAAGGCAGAUCCUAGAAAACAUGGUGGCGUUAGAGCUUCAAGUAUUGUUUGUGUUGUUGAGGUAUUAGAGAACAUGGUCUUCUUAUCCAACGCCACAAACUUUGUUGCCUACUUUUUGAAGUCAAUGCAUUACCCGGCUGCUGAAUCUGCAAAUAUGGUUACUAAUUUCAUGGGAACCUCCUUUCUGCUCACCCUUUUGGGGGGCUUCAUCAGUGAUUCUUUCUUCACAAGAUUCAAGACAUUCAUCAUCUUUUGCACUCUGGAGUUGCUGGGACUCAUCCUGCUGACAGUUCAAGCUCAAGACAGUCAGUUGCAGCCAGCCAUAAAUAGCAAGCCUUCCAAGUCCCAGGAGGCUAUCCUUUAUACAGGGCUUUAUGCCAUGGCAGCAGGUGCUAGUGGCGUUAAGGCUGCCUUGCCUGCUCAUGGUGCUGAUCAGCUAGACCACAGCAAACAGCGUCUAAUCUCUGCCUUCUUCAAUUGGUACUUCUUUUCACUAUGUUUCGGUGGUCUCAUUGCGUCUACUGUUAUGAUUUGGAUUGAAGAAAACUUAGGCUGGAAUUGGAGUUUUAAGAUUUCAGUGGUAGCGUUAAGUGUAGCACUCUUCAUUUUCUCAAUGGGGUUUCCAAUUUAUAGAUACAAACGUCCUGGCGGAAGUCCACUGACAAGAAUAUACAAGGUGCUUGCUUCUGCCAUUCGAAACAGGAAAGCCUCACUAUCAGAGGCAGAGAAUCGGAUUGAAAUUUUUGGAGAAAAGAGAAAUCAUGAUAAGUUCAGGUCUCUAAAUAAAGCAUUAAUUGGUGACUCCAAUGUUACUGCAACUGAGGUCGAGGAAACAAAGACCUUCCUGGGCCUCCUCCCCAUCUUUGCUAGCACGAUUAUGAUGAACUGUUGCCUAGCCCAACUGAUGACAUUCUCAGUGGAACAAGGGAACAUCAUGAAUAGAUCGCUUAACAAUUUCAAGAUCCCUACUCAGUCACUUUCAGUGUUCCCCUUAAUGGUCAUGCUGGCUUUUAUACCCUUGUACGAAUAUUCAGUACGCUUAUUCAGAAUAAAAAAUAACCUUCCUGGAAGGCUUAACAUGUUCCAACCACUCAGAAGGAUCGGAUUGGGGCUGGCUCUGGCAUCAGGUUCCAUGGCUGUGGCCGCUAUAGUUGAGGCUAAAAGGCGUGUCGAGGCAAAUAAUAACGUAACAUUAUCUGUUUUCUGGCUGGGCUGGCAAUACUUGCUGCUCGGCCUAUCGGACAUCUUAACUCUAGGUGGAAUGCUUGAAUUUUUCUACUCAGAGGCUCCAGAUAAAAUGAGAAGCAUGAGCACUGCACUCUCUUGGUGUUCAACAUCCAUGGGAUACUUCAUUAGCUCAGUGUUGGUAACAGUAAGCAACUCAGUCAGUGGACAUUUUGGCAAAGUAUGGAUUGGAGGAAAUGAUCUGAACCACGCCCGUUUGGAUCUAUUUUACACGCUCCUUUGCAUUCUCAACUUGCUCAAUUUGUUGAAUUACAUAUUCUGGGCUAGAAGGUACUAGAUAUGUAUUUGAGAAACUGGAAUGUGGCUCUUCUUGGCCCCAUGGUUGUUGAGGGAAGUUAAAGAAUGAAAAAGACUUUGAUUUGGGAGCUGAUCCGGCCUCUGUCAAGAAAAAAUCUUGAACGUGUUUUGGAUUCAAAAAAUUGAUGAUCAUCUUAUU
Messenger RNA from Theobroma cacao (cacao), 1862 nucleotides. RefSeq names its product protein NRT1/ PTR FAMILY 4.2-like. Gene Ontology annotation, cellular component: membrane. NCBI's taxonomy places the organism in Eukaryota, Viridiplantae, Streptophyta, Magnoliopsida, Malvales, Malvaceae. Gene Ontology annotation, molecular function: transmembrane transporter activity. The record is from RefSeq and is a predicted model, not a curated record. Gene Ontology annotation, biological process: transmembrane transport.